AUUUACAGUUAGCCUAGCAUUGCUGUUGUGAUUGAAAACAUUCAAGAUGGCCUCUGUGCUGCCUGGAAACAGAUCAUCGUCACCAUGAUGGAUGAGGAGAUACAAGAGGACCAUAGCAAGCUGAAGCAGGGCCUAGUCAAAGUCCUCCAGUGCGUGGCCACCAUCUCGUCGGCGGCGGCCGUGGUCAACCCCAUCUUCGGCGUGGCGGGCUCCCUGAUCCGGGUGGUGCUGCACCACGUGGACGAUGAGGACAUCCGCACGCUGAAGCGCGAGUUCGGCUCCGUCCACCAGAGGUUGGACGAGCUGUCCCAGCAGAACCGCCGGACGCUGGUCCAGAUCGAGAAGGAGACGCUGGACGGCCAGUACUGCCACGUGGAGGAGAACCUGAAGAACCAGUUCAGGAAGUUCAUGGCCAUGGUGGAGGCGCGGCCGGAGCACCGCAACGGUAAGAAGGAGGACUUCGAGGAGAGCUACGCCAACGACCUGGGUGACCAGAACCUGCACACGCUGUACGACGGCGUGGUGGGCAAGCGGAAGCUGUUCAGCCGGCCCAUCCUGGAGGUGUACCUGAAGCACUCGCAGGGCGACCGCCGCGUCAUGGAGCGCCUCUGUACGCGCCUCACAUAUCUGUUCUGCAUCGGCCUCAUCGCCCUGAUGGGCUACUCCGCCAUCAUCGGCGACGACGAGGAGGGGCUGAGCGAGGAGUGGGCCGAGAAGAUGGAGCAUGUGCAGGAGAAGAUGCAGGAGGCGCUGCGCAAGUGCACAUGAGGAGGAGGAGGAGGAGGAGGAAGGGAAGGCUUAACAUUCCCACUCCCGCUCUCUCUGUCUGCAAAAUCUCCUUUUACCGCGCGAUCCUGAAGGCAACGUCUACCAAAUCCCGCUGCACGCAAACAGGCUGUUGAUUGGCUGCUUUCACAUCACAGCCAAUUAAAACAUAGAGAUAAAUUUACCUUAAUAAAAUAAAAACACUCGCUUAGAUUUAAUUUAUUUUUUUUUAAAAGCAUUUAGACACAAAUGUGUAUUUAUGGGGCAGAACAGAAUCUAACAGAAGGCAAAGAAAUUGAGAAAAAACAAAAUAUUACCAAAUAUGUUUGUGUAUUUUCUAGGGAAAAUAUGAGUACAUUU
Messenger RNA from Poecilia latipinna (sailfin molly), 1125 nucleotides. RefSeq names its product rapunzel (gene rpz). Bases 85 to 768 code for a protein of 227 amino acids. The transcript is spliced from 2 exons. The record is from RefSeq and is a predicted model, not a curated record. Lineage: Eukaryota; Metazoa; Chordata; Actinopteri; Cyprinodontiformes; Poeciliidae.